Messenger RNA from Cladocopium goreaui, 1438 nucleotides. The record is from the annotation of a GenBank genome assembly. NCBI's taxonomy places the organism in Eukaryota, Dinophyceae, Suessiales, Symbiodiniaceae.
GGCAAGUCGAGCUGUCAUUGUUGGCUUCAGAUGGGACGCGUGGACAUCCCUUUGGGUCCUGACCCUGGCGCGGAGACAGCGGAGGCUUUUCCCCGCUGCGCGUGGUGUGGUGAUGCAUCCAAGACAGUCUGUGGACGUUGUAAGGUCCGUGCUUAUUGUUCUGCUGAAUGUCAACAGCUUGAUUGGAAAUCUGGGCAUCAAACCGCAUGCACGCCAAUGGUGCAGAGGCAGCUGCCAGUGACAGAGGAACAUUUCCAGUUCUAUGAGGUUCCCUAUGUGGCGCACUGGGCAAUCAAUCUGCAGAAUUGGAAGAUCAAAAGCAACAGCAAAGAGUACGCCUUUUUGCUGAGCCGCAUCCCCGAUGCCGAUGUGCGGCGGCAGAUUACCACGCAGCGAAGCUGGCCCCAAGCGAAGUUAGCCUUGGCCAAGGAACUGGCAGUGCGCCGCAUGGCCGAAAUUUUAACGCAGGCCAUGUGGACGAAAGUCAGUUGGAAGCACGAAGACAUUAGCGACAGGGACUUCCUCCGAAAUCGGGAGGAAUAUGUCUGGACUGGUCAGAAGUACCAGAAUUCCAAUCGUAGAUUUCCAAACUUUAACUUUUCCAUGUUUGACACGGACGAUUAUCUCUUUCUGGUGACACAUCCGCUGGCAAUCACUGGAGUCUAUGCCAGUGGACCACUGACUGAUGCUAUGCCCGAUCCCAGAGAAGCUUUUGCAGAAGAGCUGAUGGAUGGACAGCAGACUGACAUUCCGAGGGCUUCUGAAGAGGACGAGGAUUCCAAAAUGCUGGGAGCUACGGAGCUGCGGGACAUCUGUGAAGCCGACAGUUGCAGGGAACGUCGUGCGCGGCUGCAACAUGCACUGGUGGGGAAGUUUGCCUACUUUCGCACCCUGGGUCAGACUACAGGUCGUCAGUGGAGCCAAGUGGUUUUGGGGCAACAUCCAGUUGCUGAGUCAGUUCCAGGAGGCACGUUGGAUCCCGACGAGGCAGAUGGACCCUGGCGGCCUCGGCGGCAUCCGCUGCAGGUGGCUGGGACGCAGCAGUCGCGGUGGCGCUGCGAAGUGCACCGCUGGCGGGAGAACCACAUUGUGGUGUGUCGUGGCCCACCAGAUGAGGCCAUGGAUCCCAAGGGGGACUUUCAACAGACGCAGGCGAAGAGAUUUCCAGAAAUUGAUACCUUUGAUAAAGCCUUGGACCAUCCCGAGCCGGAGUUUAUCGAGGUGCCCAUCCAGCAACUGUUGCCAGAAAAAUGGCACUCAGAUUAUGUACGGGCCUGCGGGGGUGGAGAGCGUGGUGAACAGACCAGGAUGAACUAUUCAGGCUACUAUCAGCCGGACAUCCCCAAAAUCUGAGCAACAACAGUUGCCCGGGUCUUGUUUCACACAGACGCGUGCAGGUACCGUCCAUCAUGCGAUCUUGGACCAGGGUGAAAAGCUG